CAGAUCCGAAUCUUCAGACCUCCAAGUUAUUCUGGGACUAUGGCACUGAUUCUGCUGGUUUCGCUGAUUGGUGGCAUCCUUUAUCUCAAGCGCAACAAUCUCGAGUUCCUCUACAACAAAACAUCGUGGGGAGUUUUUUCAGUGGUGUUAAUAUUAGCAAUGACAUCAGGGCAGAUGUGGAACCAUAUAAGAGGGGCACAACUGAUGUACAGAAAUCCACAGGAUGGGCAAUGGCAUUACAUCCAUGGUAGCACACAAUCCCAGUUCAUCGUGGAGUCCUACAUUGUCAUAUUCCUCAAUGCAGCGAUUGUGGGUGGCAUGUUCAUGUUGAGUGAAGUUGGCGAGAAUAAGAAAGAUUCUGGGAAGAAAAAGUUCUACGCACUGUGUGGUCUGGCAGUCGUGGCAAUUUUCUUCAGCUUCAUGUUGUCCAUCUUCAAAGUUAAACACAGAGGAUAUCCAUACAGGUUAGGUACAUUGUGUGUGUGCGUGUGUGUGUGCGUGUGUGUGCGUGCGUUUUUGUGUGAAGAUCGAUCUUUGUAUUAA
Messenger RNA from Helobdella robusta, 543 nucleotides. RefSeq lists its product as hypothetical. The transcript is spliced from 5 exons. The annotation marks the transcript as partial. The record is from RefSeq and is a predicted model, not a curated record. Lineage: Eukaryota; Metazoa; Annelida; Clitellata; Rhynchobdellida; Glossiphoniidae. Gene Ontology annotation, cellular component: oligosaccharyltransferase complex.